This is a messenger RNA of Laccaria bicolor S238N-H82, 3879 nucleotides long. RefSeq lists its product as uncharacterized. The record is from RefSeq and is a predicted model, not a curated record. NCBI's taxonomy places the organism in Eukaryota, Fungi, Basidiomycota, Agaricomycetes, Agaricales, Hydnangiaceae. The transcript has 2 exons. Bases 1 to 3879 code for a protein of 1292 amino acids. Gene Ontology annotation, molecular function: ATP hydrolysis activity.
AUGGGUACCACCUCCCAUCUGCUGCAAGUCACCAGCCUUCCCUCCUCCUCGCACGAUUCUAUAUCAUGGACAAUCCAACUUACGCUCAAUGGCAACAUGACCCAACCCGAACUGCCCUUUCGCAUUCCAGUUGAUGUUCAGGAAGAAGCGGAAGUGUUUUGGUACCUCGAGAACUACACGAAGUCUCCUUUUGACGCUGACCGCGCGGCCAAAGCGGUGCGUCUGAUGAAGAAGUACACUGCCUCGCUUGUUGAGCAGCUGCAUCUCGAGGACGUGAUUUCGGGAUUGAAAGUCCAGGAUGGUGAUGAGGACCAGAGCAUUUUGAUGCUGGAUGUUGUGGAAAUGAGGGAGGACUCUAAAGGGAUACAUUCGUCGCCUUCAAUCCAACGAGUUUUGUGGGAGCUGUUGGAACAACCCUCCUUGUGGUCGACCAAGGUCCUAGUCAGGCGUCGACUUGCGCUUCCCAAUACCACCUCGACUCCCCGAAACGGUCACCUUCGACUCUGGAAGCCUUUUAACUCCCCCUCGGAAUCACACUAUUCCCUCAACCUCUUACUUGUCAUUGCACGCGACCUCGACCCUAACAAACCUGAAGUUGACCCAACUAUCAGUCUUAAACCACUAAUCGCACUACAGGAUGAACUCCGAGAAGCUGUUGGGGUCAAGCCGCGGCUGUCCUUGGAAAUAGUUCGGCCUGGUACAUACGCAGCAUUACGGAAACAUCUACAGAUUGCUACCAUGAGGCAUGGCAAGGGGUAUCAUCACCUGGUGCAUUUCGACAUGCAUGGUGUUUUGCGGACGCGCUCGACGGACAAGAACAACGCCUCUUCCUCCACCCAGCCGCUUACAGCCGGCCUAUCAUUUGCCCCUAAGACCCACGGAUCCCCAAUGGACUUCAUCCCCGCCCGCAAAGUCGCCAUCCUCCUCCGCGACCACGGCAUCCGCCUCGUCGUCUCCAACGCAUGUCAAUCUGCAAACGCACGAACUGCAGGUACCGACGCCAAUUUAGCUCGGGUGUUCAUUGAGGAAGGGAUUAGCAACGUUGCGGCGAUGCAAGCGGACGUGAUGAGUGGUUCCGCGACGUCAUUCAGUGCAAAUUUCUAUCGGGGUUUCUUGCAGAGGGGUCUAUCGUUUUCUGAAGCAGUCCAUGCGUCCCGGGAGGAAUUGAGGAAGGAUGGGAUUCGGAGCGCGAGGUUUGGGUUGGAGGUUGCGCUUGAGGAUUGGAUGGUGCCUGUGACCUACCUCUGUGGUGCUGACGCGAGGAUUAUGCCGCCAGAAAUGACUCCAUCUGAAGACUUUAAAGUUCCAGCGUCAAUACUCCCUUCUUUUUUUUCGUCAUUGGCCGGCUUCACCACAACUCCCCCCGCUGCCAGCAUCGAUCUGAUUGGUCGUGGGCGAGACGCUCUUAACAUCGAGAAAGACUUGAUCGAGUCUAAAAUCCUCAUUGUCACGGGACAGGCGGGUGUGGGGAAAACGGCCCUUCUGCGCCAUCUUGCGGGCGUUUGGAGAGCUACAAAGUUUGCGGAACGGGUGAUCUAUGUUGAUUUUGCUCAACCGCCGUUUCUGGUGACCGUUUCCGAAGCAAUUGAACGGGCGAAGAGUGGUGGUGGACCUAUGACGUCCUUUGCUGGGAGGGUCAGUGGCUCGCUUUGGGGCUGGUGGACACAGGACAAGACAGUUACUGCGGAGGACAUGGCACAAUUUGUUGAGGAUUGUCAUGAGCACUCUUCUGUCCUUAUUUUUGAUAGCCUCGACCUCGCACUUUCUGCACUUUCUCCUAGGGUGCGCUCAGGAUCUCUGAAUGACGAUCGGCGUGCGGAGUUAUCAGCGCUUGUCGACCGUCUUGUCAACUCUACACUCAAACAGGGACAAAAGAAACCGAUGGUAAUACUGCUCGGAAGAGCUGGAGGCCUUGAAUACUGGAAUAACCGCUUCGAGACUAUCAGCAGCCGUGUUUUCAAACUCAUGCCUUUGGAUCUCCCCUCCGCUGUGUCUUUGGGCGGCCGAAUUCUGCAACAAGCAGGCGUGAAGACGUCGAGCUGGAACAUCAAAGAGAUGGAAAUUCUAUAUAGGUUGGUUAACCUCCUGUCCCGGAACCCACUUGCGCUGGAGGUGGUCUUACCUCAUGUGGUGACUGAGAAAUCGUUGGCAAAUUUUUAUGAAACGAUUCAUUUCCACCUCCUCGCCUCGAGCGAUAUCUGGAAGUGUAAACCAUCUACCCCGGGCGCUGAUCGCAUCUUGUACGAUAUCGACACAUUUUUUAUGCGCGCCUCUUAUCAAAUGCGGAAUGUUCUGCGGUCGUUCAGCCUUUUUUGGAUUGAAGGCCCUGCACUUCCCGUUUGUCAUACCGUCCUGGCCAAGGUGUUUUCUCCUGAAACGGACGAAGAUAAGUUCUGGGACGUGCUUGAGACUCACCUGCUGCUAUACGCCGCCCUCGGCGCAUGGGAUUUGGAAGCCGCCACGAAGGGCAUAGUCGAGAUUCACCCGCUUUUCUCAAUCUACCUCCGUAGCAAACUGUUUGGCUACCUUCCAUUUGAAAAGAAGCUCGAUUUCCCGACUCUUAUCACGAAUUUUGGACGGAUGUUAGACGAGUCCCACAAAUCACUUUCGCUCCAGCUUGUUGGAGGUUCCCUCGACUUUGCGUUGUUAUGCAACGUCCACAAACGGUCGUUGGCUAACAUUGUGACGUGUCUCAAGUGCUGCUUAGCCAACCGUACUGCGGAGGAGUGGCCUAUGCAGACCGUUUACGUUUUCAUCGAUUCCAGUCGGUUUGCGUUCCGCGACUCCGUCCCAGAUCAUCUUUUUUUCUUGCAAUAUCUGGAACCUGCGUUGAGGUAUUACGUCCUGCAAUUUGGGGGUCCCCUGAAGUGUCUUGCCCCCGAAAAUCUACCAUUCGCGCUAAAACUGUCUAACCACCUUACUACCAUGUACCUGCUCGAUGCAGGUUUUGUUCCGGACAAGGCAGCACGGCAAGCGCAAUAUUCCCUUGAGUUGAUCAAAGCAUCCGAGGAGAAACACCCACCACUUUCUUAUCCCCCCGACAUGUUCGAAAAGCAGAUGGCUUUUCGUCUGAAGGCUACUAUCUCUCUUAGCCAGAGAAACUUCGCAGAAGCGGAGAAAUUCUGGGACCUUCAGACCGAGUUGGAGACGUUUAUUCUAGGCCCGAAUGGCUAUCCAUCCACCGUAACCGCGGGCAUGGCUACCAUUAAAAAGCAGUUUGGCGACACUGCAGCUGUCGCAAAUGCAAUGAGCGUAAUCACGAGUAAUGCAGACACGGCUACGACGACGUUCCUUCCAGCCCUUGCUGAGCUCCGCCAAAAGGCGUGGUCUGAAAUUGUGAAAUCUAUGAAAAGCGCUGGCCCUGACGAAGAUUUGAGGCACAGCAUGCGCCCUUACGUUCAGCACUUUACUGAUCAGAUAUCAGGAGCGACAUCCGGGGUCAUGUCUCGCGUUGUGGACGUAUCCAAAGACGUGGGUUACGAUGUGGGAUAUGUUCAAGAGGAAUAUGAUCCCCAAAGCUGGCAAAGCGACCUCGAUGAAGCUCUUGAUCAAGGCGAUUCCGCUCGUGUGUUGAGAAUCCAACAAAAACUCUUGACGGAGGAUUUGCAAUCGGGUAAUUUCGCCAGUGCUAGAAUCCAUGUUGAGAUGCUCCAACAGCAUCUGGAAACCAUUCCUAACCCUCCACAGCGUCCUGUUUAUUGGAUAUCCCUCGUCAAAACCAUGCUGGAGGCUGUCAAGGGCAUGAGCGACGCUGAACGGUUGCAAGUUGCCGACGCGAUACGCAUGUUCAACGCCGAUGAAGGCUUUGCAAGUAUUUUGAAGGAUAUCGCUGAAAAUAUCGAAAGUAGAGCUGGGAUUAAUGGAACGAGUGUAAUUUAG